GAGUGGUUUUAAAUGCCUCCUAGCUGGCUAGGGCUGCGCCUGGGCUGCAACUGUUAAGCCUCUCGUUCAGCAUCCCAGCCCUGCCCUGUCCUGCCUCUUUCUCUGAUGGCCAGAAUGGAACGUUUGCUGCUGCCGCAGGGGCUGCUUCUGUGGGCAACAGUUUGCAGUGUAAGCAGUCCAAGCCAGUGUGGGGAAGAUGAAUUCAAAUCCGAUACCUUCUGCUGCCAAUUAUGUCCUGCUGGCACCUACGUCCUUAAGCCAUGCCAGAGGGACCACGGUAAGAGCGAAUGUGUCCCAUGUGAAGCUGGAUACUUCAUGAAGAACAGUAACAGUGAGAUUGGCUGCUCGCAAUGCUCUCAGUGCCGGGAUGACCAAGAGGAGGUGGCCGAAUGUUCCCAGACGGCUGAUCGUGAGUGCCGGUGUAAGCAGGGAACCUACUGUAACUCUGAAAACUGUGUGGAGAAGUGCCUUCCGUGCAGCAGAUGUCCGAACGGCAGAGUCAUCAAGCAAUGUAACGCCACAGUGGACACACUGUGUGACACAUUGAAUUUAGAGUCAGUUGUUACAUUGCGGGCACCUGAGCACAACCGUAAGAACUUCACUGGGAAAGCCCUCUCCUGCCGCAGCGGAACUGUUACAUUGGGGAAGCAGGACUAUGUUUACUGA
Microtus ochrogaster (prairie vole) is the source of this 666-nucleotide messenger RNA. Its product is annotated as tumor necrosis factor receptor superfamily member 26-like. NCBI's taxonomy places the organism in Eukaryota, Metazoa, Chordata, Mammalia, Rodentia, Cricetidae. The coding region runs from base 106 to 666 and encodes 186 amino acids. The transcript is spliced from 6 exons. Gene Ontology annotation, cellular component: cell surface; plasma membrane. The record is from RefSeq and is a predicted model, not a curated record. Gene Ontology annotation, biological process: TRAIL-activated apoptotic signaling pathway; positive regulation of apoptotic process. Gene Ontology annotation, molecular function: protein binding.